Molecule: messenger RNA, 2862 nt
Organism: Linum trigynum
Lineage: Eukaryota; Viridiplantae; Streptophyta; Magnoliopsida; Malpighiales; Linaceae
Source: the annotation of a GenBank genome assembly
AUGAGGAUUGGUUUGGCCAACCAACAUAGAGGUCUCUAUCAUCUAGCCACCACAAACUCUCCUUCCUUUGCAGAACCAUCUCCUUCACAUCAAGCUGCCACCAUUUACAACUUCAAUCCACAUCAAGUCAAUCUUUGGCACUGGCAUUUAGGUCACCCUAGUAGAGAUAGAUACUUGCUUGUCAAGAAUAACAACUCCAUUGUAACCAGUGAUCUUGUUCUUCACUGUGAUAUCUGUCAUCUGUCUAAACAAAAACGCCUUUCUUUUCCUCUUAGUGAUCAUUCUGCCAGUGAACCCUUUGCUCUAAUUCAUGUGGAUAUUUGGGGCCCCUUGUCUGUGAAAUCUUAUGAUGGUUUUAGUUACUUUUUGACAAUUGUGGAUGACUAUACACGUGCUGUCUGGGUGUAUCUUAUGCAUUCUAAGGCUGAAACUAGAGAACUGUUGCAAGGCUUCUGCCAGCUUGUGAAUACUCAGUUUGCAAAACAGGUUAAAACAAUAAGGAGUGGUCAGGGUAAAGAGUUCCAUAUGACUGAGUUUUACAGAAUUCAUGGCAUUGAGCAUCAGACUUCAUGUGUUGAAACUCCCCAACAAAAUGGCAGGGUUGAGAGGAAGCAUCAGCACAUUCUUAAUGUGGCUAGAGCUCUUCGUUUUCAGUCAGGCAUUCCUUUGAAAUUCUGGAGUGACUGCAUACUCCAUUCAGUUUAUCUAAUCAAUCGAAUGCCCACUCCUCUACUUCAAAACAAGUCCCCCUUUGAAAUGCUCUUUAACAGACCUCCCUUACUACAAAACUUGCGUGUGUUUGGCUGCCUUUCCUAUGCUACUACCCUUCCCCAAGGCAGAACCAAAUUUCAGCCUCGUGCUCGCCAAUCAAUCUUCCUUGGCUUUCCUUCUGGUGUCAAAGGCUAUAAGCUAUUUGACUUACAUGAUCAUCAUGUUUUCAUCUCUCGAAAUGUCACCUUUUAUGAGGACAUUUUACCUUUUAAGACAAUUCCAGAUUCUCCUCCUCCUCUUUCUACAAUUCCUCAUUCUUCCCCUCUUUUAGCACCUCAUUCCAUACCUACUCCAAUACCUAACACUUCAGACAAUCUGACCUCCAGGGGGGCACAUCCAGUACCUGCUGCUGAUGAUGUCCAGAUUGCACAUGACACCAAUUCAUGUCCUGAUGAUCAGGAUAAUGUAGAUGUGCAUUUAUCAGGUUUUAAUGAUGGAGAGAAUGUUGAAGAACAACUAGAACUGGAAGUUCAGGCAGAAUAUGAAGGAAGACCAAUCAGGGUCAAUAGGGGCAAGUUACCUGCAAAACUGGAUGAUUACUAUGUUGGAUCAGUGAGCAGAUAUCCCAUGAGUGACUACUUGGGAUAUGAUCAACUUGCACCUAAGGAUAAACACUAUGCACUCAGUCUUAUUGCUGAAGUUGAACCUUCUUCCUACCAGGAAGCUGCUAAGUCAGAAGUAUGGAACAAGGCCAUGAAUGAAGAAAGAGAAGCCCUGGAACUGAAUCAGACUUGGGAAGUGGUUCCUCUACCUAAGGGGAAACGAGCAAUAGGAUGUAAAUGGGUGUAUACAAUCAAAAUGAGGCCUGAUGGAAGGAUUGAGAGGCGUAAAGCACGGUUAGUUGCAAAAGGUUUUACACAAAUACAUGGAAUUGAUUUCUUAGAUACUUAUUCACCUGUGGCAAAGAUCAAUUCUGUGAAAGCUUUGUUAGCUGUGGCAGCAAGUAAAGGUUGGGUACUUGAACAAAUGGAUGUCUCCAAUGCAUUUCUGCAUGGAGAUUUAGAAGAAGAAGUUCAUAUGCAAUUACCUCCUGGUGAUCCUAGAGCUGGCAGCAAGGAUAACUUGGUGUGUAAGUUGAAAAAGUCACUUUAUGGACUUAAGCAGGCAAGUAGGCAAUGGUUUGCCAAACUUACCAGUUCACUUCUGCAGCAUGGAUUUUCACAGUCUGCUUCAGACUAUUCUCUAUUUACUAAAUGGGUUCAUGGUAGAAUUGUUGUGUUGCUAGUGUAUGUUGAUGAUAUAAUCCUUGGAGGUGCAGAUAAGAAGGAUAUAGAGGAAGUGAAACUGUUUCUGAGCAGGCAGUUUAAAAUCAAGGAUUUGGGAAGUUUGAAGUACUUCCUUGGGUUGGAAAUCACUAGGAACAGUGAAGGCAUUGCAGUAUGUCAAAGAAAAUACUGCUUGGAUCUCUUGGAAGAUACUGGUUAUUUGGAUGCUAAAGAUUGCAAAUCACCACUGGACCCUAAAGUUAAGCUGAAGGCUAAGCAAGUUAAGCCUCUUGAUGAUCCUGAAGUCUACAGAAGAUUGAUUGGUAGGUUACAUUACCUCACCACAACUAGACCAGACUUAACGUUUCCAAUGCAGCAGUUAAGUCAGUUUCAGAAAGAACCAUACACAGAUCAUUUACAGGCUGCUUUCAGAGUUCUUAGAUACAUCAAGGGAUCACCUGGACAAGGUAUUUUCUUCAAGGCAGAACCUACUCUAAGGUUGAUUGGUUAUAGUGACUCGGAUUGGGCUAGCUGCCCUGAUUCUAGAAGAUCCAUUACUGGAUACUGCACAUUCCUGGGAAGCUCUCUCAUUACAUGGAAAUCAAAGAAACAAACUACUGUCUCAAGGUCCUCUUCUGAGGCUGAGUACAGGGCACUUGCACAUCUUGGAUGUGAGGUUCAAUGGUUGAAAAAUUUGCUUGCUAAAUUAAGUGUAGAAGUUGUGCUACCUAUCUCAGUGUUCUGUGACAAUAGAUCUGCUAUUCACAUAGCAGAGAACCCUGUGUUUCAUGAAAGGACUAAACACAUUGAGAUUGAUGUUCAUGUGAUAAGGGAGCGGGUUAAAGCAGGUUUGAUUAAGCUGUUUUAUGUUAAGACUGAAGAUUAG